GCCUGCAAGCCCAGGACGGAGGGCUUUCAAGACCAUUUGCAGGAAAACAACAGCCUGACUCAGCCUCAGCGCUCAAAAAGCGAUGCUCGUCCCCGUUGCUUCACCCGCUUUUGGACUGUUUCUACUUUCUCCAUGAUCCCUACCACCCUUUUCCUGGCCAUGCUCGGAAGCCCAUCGCUAUCGAACCGUUGUCGAACUAUCGAAAGCUCCUCAGUCAUUUGAUACCUAGAAAUUGAUAGCAAGGUGACCUGCCUCGCGGCUACACGUUGAGACCUCAUGGAUGUACUGUCUGUCGAGUCCUGCGUUCAAACAGUGAUCGGAGCAUAUCACGAUGCAUCGAAGCUGGUGCAACGACUACAGCAGAAGGCAAGUAGCUCGCAAGAGUUCAUCCUGCCCGAUAGCUUGAUUGCAGACUUCAAAAACUCGCUGUCGCUGGGGUGCAUUACUGUCCAAAGUCAAUAUGAUCACGACGUGCGUCGUUUUGGCGAGAUCUACGCACGUGGCGACGCCAUAGCGCGAGAGCAGAUGAAGGACAUUGUCAUUACGAUUCAAAAGAUCAACACACAUUUACGAGAGGUGUUUAUGGACGACGCCUCCUUGAAUCUUCACGUACUGAAAGAGACGUCGGACGACAGCCGGGUAAAUGCGACAGUAUGUUUAGGUCAGCUUUAUCAACGAAUGUCGACAGCCGCGGCUUCGAUGCAACGGAUGCCCAGGUCAUACCAAGGGGAAGCCAGCCAAGCUCAUAAUCUGAAGUCAUUGGCUUAUUCGAGCAGUCAGAGUACUCAUUCGUCUCUUGGUAUGAAACCUUGGGAUAGCCAAUCGACUGCAUCUUACACGACGUACGGUACAAGAACUGCCGUUGACAAUGAUCAGAAGCCAUCCAAUGAGCUUCUGCCAAAAAGAAGAAUCUCGCUGGCCUCAGGUCGCUCUUACUCGAGUGAGGGAGAACCGCUCAAAAGCCGGAUUCCUGACGAAAAUAAUCUGCCUGUCCAGCAGUUCCUUAUGCAGACUGACUCGACACGGGCGGCCGCGGACACAAUUCUGACCCGAACAAAAGACGUCAAGAAUGGGGACGCCUGUAGCCCUCUCACAGGUGUCGGCCCUGAGCCACCCUAUGAUCACCCACUGUCGUCGCGAACCUUGUCCCCUCUCGAUGGACAAGUGCAUAGUUCACAGAGGUCUCCGGAGCGAGGCUUGCAGCAGCUUCCACCUUCGACCAGGUAUGGCGCGCAGGACCAGGUCUAUUCGCCACCGCAAACUCCCCUCGCGCCCAUAGAUCCCAGAGCUUCACCUUCGCAGGUGCAUGAGCUUGACGACAGCUCGGUAGCAAUGUCGGUCCCGCCACCGCGAACAGGUCAGAGGCGUCCAAUUCCUUUAAAUCCAGAUUACAGCACACUCGAGUGUGUCAUGUCUGUGGAUGUCCGAGGCCAGCCGCCACCAGCAAGUCAGCAGCAAUAUAUGCACCACGUCAACCAGCACUCACAAUCAUCAAAUCAACAAUCUUAUCAUAACGGCCCGGCAGCGCAAGGGCAACCACGACAGAGUUCGGAGGCACCUCAAUCAAUAUGCUACGACAUGAGAACAGUGUCGGUGCCCACUACUCCGGACACUCGGGCUUCAACAAGGGUUCCUACAACGUCUUCUGUCCCAAGACCACUGUCAAUCAGGUCUUCCAACUCCGCAGGCUCCAGAAUCGGCGGAUUUGUACUCAGAAAGGCGCUCCCGCCUGGCAUCGUUGGUGCAAUGCACAAAACGGGAUCCAGCUCUCAGAAAGCGCAGAAUGAUGGCCAGCCUCGAUAUAUCAAGCCGAAAAGCCCGACAUUAGGCGACAGCUCCUCGGAACUGACAAGCUGUCCUGUGUCGACUCCGCGAAAUGGUAUCAAAUUCUCAGAUGGGGCACAGCCCACCACUGGGGGUGUCGCACCGUCGUUGGAAACACUGAUGCGAGCUCCCGGGUCGCAUAAUCUUCAAGUGGCUCGGUCAGAGCUGAAUCUGCCAAGUGAGUCCAAUUUGGCGGGCUUCUGUAAAGGAGCCAUACGACAACAGCUUGGGAGUCGGAAGAGGGGUUUCAUGCUAGAGCAUAAAAAAGCCGCUAAAGGACACGAAUGGUUCUUCCAAUGCACAAAGUGCAACUUUGCAGGACCAGCGACAGUAUCGGCGGCUUUACCUAGUGGAGGACGGGGAGCAGUCAAACGAGAGAAAACUUUUGACACCAGGAUCAGGGUAUCUCCUGGAGGGAUCAAGUACCGAUGGGCUUUUCUUGCCAAAAGCCACGUGCUCAACAAGGCGAGUCACAGCGAUUUGAAAAACAGCAACGACGUGUAUGGCUGCUAUUUCUGCUGCGCAGAAGGAGCAGCAAAAGGUUGGCUCGAAGUGGACGGCGGUCGAAAGGCCUCAGUGGAAAAACCGAGCGACAUCACGCCCACAUUCAAUGGGUUAGAUGCGUUCCUGGCGCAUUUGGAUACACACCGGCUGCCCCAUCGAAUUCCGGGGCUGAUUGUGGCGAAUGAGCUCAAUUGCAUCGUGGGUCGGGUUGCGAAUGAUGAAGAAGAUUUCGAUCUGAAUCUACCUCUGUUAGCGGGAUGAAGAUGUAGCAAUAUUAACAUUGAGACCUGCGAGCGAAAUGUCAGGCGAGGGUAUCUGUUG
Molecule: messenger RNA, 2649 nt
Organism: Exophiala xenobiotica
Lineage: Eukaryota; Fungi; Ascomycota; Eurotiomycetes; Chaetothyriales; Herpotrichiellaceae
Exons: 3
Coding region: 277-2589 (770 amino acids)
Source: RefSeq, a predicted model, not a curated record